Lutzomyia longipalpis is the source of this 435-nucleotide messenger RNA. RefSeq lists its product as uncharacterized. Gene Ontology annotation, cellular component: outer dynein arm. NCBI's taxonomy places the organism in Eukaryota, Metazoa, Arthropoda, Insecta, Diptera, Psychodidae. Bases 102 to 347 code for a protein of 81 amino acids. The record is from RefSeq and is a predicted model, not a curated record. The transcript has a single exon. Gene Ontology annotation, biological process: determination of left/right symmetry; epithelial cilium movement involved in extracellular fluid movement; inner dynein arm assembly.
AUUUAAUAUAUACCAUCUAAGUUGAAAAAAAAAAAGGACGAGAGGUGCUUUUCUUUUCGUGGUGAACAAAGUGAGAAGGGUGCGGAGGAGAAACGUGAAAAAUGUCUCAUGUCGAAGCAAUAACCACAGAGGAGAUCCUUCAGGUGUACGAGAUGUGUCUGAGCAAUAUAAAUUUGGGCAAAAUGCGGGAUUUGAGGAACGAUGCGAAGCUCCGUGCUGUGAAUACGGCACCGACUUAUGAAGAAUUUGAGGACAUUGUCAACUCUGCACACUUGAAACCUUUCCGGAAGGGUGAGAAGGAGCGCAUUGAGCAGAUAAAAAAUCCACGAUGGAACACAUCCAUUUAAAAUGCUGAGAUUACGUCUUGUUCCUCACGUUCCUUACCUUUUUUCUCCACAUUCGCGCGCCCAGCGUCUGUGUGCCUUUUUGUGUGUA